AAAAAGAGCAGCAAGGUACGAAAGCCCUAGAAUCGAAAAAGGAAUUAGUAAAGGAGUGCAUAAAGGAAAGAGAGAGAGAGAGAGAGAGAGAGAGAAUGGGGGAAUGGUCAGGAAGGGAAAAGAGCAAAAAAGAGAAAGAAGGGACUAGAAGAGGUGAGAAAAGGAGGGACGCAGAUGAAAACAGGAGAGGAGCAAGAAAGGAUGACAGCGGACCAAAUUAUAGAAGAAAGAAGAAAGAGAGAAGCAGAAGAGAGGGGGGAAAGGAUAAGGGAAUGCAAGUAUAAUAUACACUACAGAAACAUAGCCAAAGAAAAAUUACCAAAGUACUUAGAAGGGAGGAUGAAGUGGAAGGACGGAAGAAUACUAGCAAGAUUCAGAUGCGGAAACGAGACCAAAGCAAGGGAAUACUGGAAAAAAGAGGGGGGAAAAAGAUGCAGGCUAUGCAGAAGGAAAGAAGCAGAUCUAAGACGUGUAAUAGAAGAAUGUGAAAUAACGGGAGGACCAAAGGACAUAGGAAAAACGCUAAACGAGACUGGAGAAGGUUUAACAGAACUGGAAGCAAUAAUAGAGAAGAGAAGGAGAAACGACAAGGAGGAGGCACAACAAGGAGGCUAAGGACCAAAGUGGCAGUAGUUUUUUUAGUCAUUAGUUGAUAAUUUAUAGUUCCUAAUGUUUAGUUUUUAGAGGUAGAAUAAGCAAGGUAGUGCAAUAGAAUAGAGUGGA
This is a messenger RNA of Bombus impatiens (common eastern bumble bee), 723 nucleotides long. RefSeq lists its product as uncharacterized. The transcript has a single exon. The record is from RefSeq and is a predicted model, not a curated record. Lineage: Eukaryota; Metazoa; Arthropoda; Insecta; Hymenoptera; Apidae. The coding region runs from base 175 to 615 and encodes 146 amino acids.